Messenger RNA from Aspergillus tanneri, 1035 nucleotides. Its product is annotated as putative GPI anchored protein. The transcript has 2 exons. The record is from RefSeq and is a predicted model, not a curated record. Lineage: Eukaryota; Fungi; Ascomycota; Eurotiomycetes; Eurotiales; Aspergillaceae. Bases 1 to 1035 code for a protein of 344 amino acids.
AUGUCGUUGUUCCAAAAUACCAAGACCUUCGGCUAUUUCAUGGUCUUUAUUUUAUGCCUAUCGCAUAUUGCUCUUGCUAAUCAAAGUAUUGAAAAUUUGUUUAAACCAGCUCAGUCCAAGCAAGGGAAGAAUGUGGGUGGUUUAACAACCCGUAAUAUGGGAGUUAUGAAGCGAAGUGACAUCCUCGGCGGCCUCUCACUUGUUCCACGCGACUGCUACUCCGGUUAUUCUGAGUGUCGGUACACCGGACGCUGCUGCCCAGACCCUUACAACCAUUGCUGUCCCAGUGGCACCUGUGUAACAGGAGAACAACCCUGUUGUGGUAAUUCCCAUGCCUGUGAUGUCGGUGAAUCAUGCUGCUAUGAUGGAUGUAUGCCUAAAGGCCAGGUCUGCUGCGACGUAAAACAUUACUGCAAUGCCCCCGACGAAUGCUGCGAAAAUAGUUGCAUGACACAGGGCUAUAACUGUUGUUCAAAUGGCCAAUCUUGCGAGCCCGAUAAUGUCUGUAUUAUCCGGGACGGGGAAAUGGGAUGUUGCCCGCGGGAAGGGUGCUAUUCCUAUGAAAAUGUUAUUUACUGGUACGUUUAUGUGUACUGGUACAUCGAGAUCUACUGGGAGGUUCGGGUGAAGGUGACGACGAGUACGGUAUCUCUCACUUCAUCGUCGGAGAGGACUUCAAGUACGCUGUCAUUGCGGGCAUCAAGAAGUGACGCUCUCUACUCGUCGUAUUCCAGUUUAAGCUCAAGUAUUGUCGAGGCCGCGUCGACGACGCCGGAUCUACAUGAUCUUCCGACGAGCACUACGACUACAAGCAACCCCACCGCUGUUCCCACGGGUUCAGGCUCAGGCUCGAACACAGAUUCUGAUACCACUUUCCCCUCGAACCGCAGUACGUUCCCUUCAGAGACAGGCCAGGGUGACGUGCCAUUAUCUGGAGGUGGAGCUGGUGGAGCUGGUGGAACCGGAUCUAUAAUCGGGCCCUCUGUCUUUGUAGCACUGGUUGGUGCUACCUUUGUUCUAAUGAUCCUUCUUUAA